AACGUGUGCUGGUUUGCUUAUCCUCCAUUACAGCAACAGUUUUGCAUGACUGUUGUAACUGUGUUAUAAAUUAAGACUAAAGCAAAUCAAUAAUGAUCCACCUUCUGCUGUUUGUAGGUUUCACGAGUCUGGCAAGCCUGUCAUAUCAGAAGAACCAUUCCAAAACAUCAGCUAAGGAUUUACAGUGCCUAUUUUACAAUGUUACAUAUUUAAACUGCAGUUUUCACAUGGAACUGCUUGAAGAAACACAGUACUUCUUGUUUUUCAGCCGGAAAGACCACACAGAAGAAUGUCCAAACUACACACAGGAUAAGCAGAAAAGCAAAACGGUCUGCCAUUUUCCAAACCUCAACUUUCCAGACUAUAAAAACUUUCCAGAGUUUACCAUAUAUGUUAAUGGAACAAGCAACAAAACAACGAUUCAACCACUAUCAAAGGAAUUUUACAGAUUUGAAAUUGAAAAAUUAAAUCCACCGUUACAUGUCAGUAUUACAGAUGAUCUUAGACUGAAAUGGGAACAGCCGCCUUUCAGUUUUAAAAUUGCACAAAGUUGCUUUAUAUAUGAGCUUUGUAUUGAUGAUUUACAUCUGAAGAUUAAGAAUCAAAUAGAAAACAUAAACUCACCAUAUUCACUUUCAAGUCUCGACUUGUCAAGAAGAUACGAAUUGCAACUGAGAGUGAAAGGAGAUGGUAGCUGUGGGUUAAAUGAAUCGCUAUGGAGUGACUGGACUAAAGCUAUAUAUGUUGACUCUGAAAAAGACUUUUCCAUUAACUUGACAUUGGCUUUGGUAACAGUAAUUUUAAUAAUGAUCAUUUUCUUGGUGUGUAUUUGCAGACGGUAUAAACUACUGUAUAGACUGUUUCCACCAAUUCCACAUCCCAAAAUCAAAAUUGAUGAAGCCAGUGUGAUAUGGAUCGAAGCUCAAGGACACACAAGUAAUCCCAAUUGUUACUGAGAGGAUUUCGUUCCCUAAAAGAUACCCUGAACCUGCCAGUGUGACUGCCUAUGCUUCUUAUUUGUGUUCCCAUAUAAUGCAGUUAUAUAAGUUUCUGAUAUUAAUGUUAUAACCUGUACUGGUACAGUGGCAGUUGGGCAAUGGUCUUUUGUUAUUUGUUUAAAUAGCACUGUAUGAUGCAGAGAUCUUGUUUCCCUAUAAAAUUAUUUUCAGCCACGCUAUUAAAUAAUUCCUUUGUUGCUUCACUUCCAUGUUUAUUUUCCUGAAAUUUGGUAUUACAUUAAAUCAGUGGUGUGCAAACUUCUUAUAUGCUUCUGCCCUCUUUUAGCACACAAAUUAAAACAUAAAACAGGUGGA
Molecule: messenger RNA, 1313 nt
Organism: Polyodon spathula (Mississippi paddlefish)
Lineage: Eukaryota; Metazoa; Chordata; Actinopteri; Acipenseriformes; Polyodontidae
Product: interleukin-5 receptor subunit alpha-like
Exons: 8
Coding region: 93-956 (287 amino acids)
Biological process (GO): cytokine-mediated signaling pathway
Cellular component (GO): external side of plasma membrane
Molecular function (GO): protein binding; cytokine receptor activity
Source: RefSeq, a predicted model, not a curated record